AUGGUAAUGAUGCAGUCAGUUAACACAACGGAUUCACAUCCAUCACGUUUAAGUCCAAAUUAUAAUUUGGGUUCACCAAAAUCGAAUACAUCACCGUCGGAAUCAAGUCAUAUGAAAUAUAAUAAAAUUGAUAUAUUUCAUAAUUCAACAUCAACAUCGAAAUUAUCAUCAGAUUCUGCAAUUAUUACAAAUAAAUCAUCAUUAUAUGGCAGUAAUAUAAAUAGCAAUAAUAAAAUUAAUAAUAAUAGUAAUAAUAAUAGUAACAAUAAUAAUACAAAUGGAAUAUCACCACAUCGUCAUAAAAUUUUAGAUGUUGGUGAUAUGAAUUCUUGUUCAUUACCAACACGUUUUAAUGGAAUAUUAAAUAAUUCAAACGAACAUGGUAAUAACAUUAAUAAUAAUAAUAAUAAUAAUUUUAUAACACCUGCAAUUAUUGGUGGACAUUCACAUUCACAUCAUUAUCAUCCACACCCUUUCGUAUUAAAACAGAAUCAUCCAUUAAAUGAAACAACACAAAAUUCACAACAACAACAACAAUUACAAAAUAAUCAUCAUAAUACAUCACAUUUACCGCCAUCAUCAACCUCAUUAAUAUCAUUACAUUUACAACAUAUUCAUCAACAAACUAAUAAGGAACAACAAUUAUCACAAUUAUCAAAUGAUAAUCAACAAAUUUCAUUACAUUCAUUACGUUCAUUAUCAGUUACAAAUGAAAAUGAAUUAAAUGAUAUUGAAAGAAUAAAAUUAGCAUCAAAUGCUGCUGCUGCUGCUGCUGCCGCUGCUGCAGCUAGAUCAAUUACUAAUUCUAGAGAUUUAAGUGAUUAUGGAUUUAGAAUACAAUUAGGUGGUUUACCAGCUGCAAAUUAUGCAAGAAGUGAUACUAGUGAAGAAUUAAUUGUUGAUGGUAAUGAUGAAGAAGAUGAUAGUCGAUCACAAGAAGCUCCGUCGGUGUGUCCAGUUGAUUUAACAAGAUCUGUUAUAACUAGUACCUCUACUAAUAAGGAAUCAAAAAAAUUAGCAUUUUCAGUUGAAAACAUCCUAGAUCCAAAUAAAUUUAAUGGGAAAAAAGAUUCAUUUAGUAAUUCACAACAGGCUUCACAACAAUGGAGUUGUAGUGACAGUAGCUAUGAUAGAGAUGAUAUUAGACAACAAAUUGAAGAUGAACAUAGUGACAUUAAUUCUGCUCACGAUGUGACAGAAAUGGAUCAAGAUGAUAUUUGUGAUGAUAGUGAUAUGGAUGAUCGAACAAGUGAAACUGAUUCUAAAAAAGGUGAAAGUCGUAAUUCACAUGGCAGUUCAACAGAUAGUAAAAAUCAAAAUGGUGGCAAUAAUACUAGUAAUUCAAAACCGAGACGAGCUAGAACGGCUUUCACUUAUGAGCAAUUAGUAUCAUUAGAAAAUAAAUUUAAAACAACUAGAUAUUUAUCAGUAUGUGAAAGAUUAAAUUUAGCGCUUAGUUUAAGUUUAACUGAAACGCAGGUAAAAAUUUGGUUCCAAAAUAGACGAACUAAAUGGAAAAAACAAAAUCCUGGAAUGGAUGUUAAUAGUCCAACUGUUCCACCACCAUCAAGUAGUUCAUUUGGUCCAGGUGCUUAUGCCACCAGUUUACUUUAUCCACAUGCUGUACCAUAUCCUCCAUACAGUCCAUAUUUUCAUCCUUUGGGAGCACAUCAUUUAAGUCAUUCACAUUCAUAGAUUAGGAAAU
Molecule: messenger RNA, 1705 nt
Organism: Condylostylus longicornis
Lineage: Eukaryota; Metazoa; Arthropoda; Insecta; Diptera; Dolichopodidae
Gene: slou
Product: homeobox protein slou
Exons: 5
Coding region: 1-1695 (564 amino acids)
Biological process (GO): cell differentiation; regulation of transcription by RNA polymerase II
Cellular component (GO): nucleus
Molecular function (GO): RNA polymerase II cis-regulatory region sequence-specific DNA binding; DNA-binding transcription factor activity, RNA polymerase II-specific
Source: RefSeq, a predicted model, not a curated record